CAAGGGCCAACUCUUUUGUUAAACGGAGAACAACAAAAGACCACUGGAGGCGACAAAGUAAACAUUUUGGGCUCUUGAUUGAGUCAAAACAUGGCAGCUUUAUAUCCAUUUUGACUCAAGCAAGAUGUCUAAUUAACAGCGAGAGGCUGAUGCAGGUGGGGAGGAUGAAAAAUGGGGUUUCUUUCAGGUUUCUCUCUCUAGUAGUGAUAAUAACGGCAGGUUUAGUCAUCACGGCUCUACGUAUAUCCAGAGAGAGGAUAGCUCCGAAGCUAGAAGAUGACCGGAAAUUCAAGAAAAGCCCACUUUCAAGCUGCAAUUUUUAUUCAGGAAAGUGGGUGUUUGACCAGAAUUUCUCCCCUUUAUACUCCAGCAGAAACUGCUCCUUCAUGGAUGAUGGGAUGGCUUGUGGCAAGUAUGGGAGAAGUAAUCUCGAUUAUAUGUUCUGGAAAUGGCAGCCCCAUGACUGUGAGCUUCCAAGGUUUGAUGCCAUCUCUCUGUUGGAGAAGCUGAGGAACAAAAGGGUUGUGUUUGUUGGGGAUUCUCUUAAUAGGAACCAAUGGGUUUCUUUGGUCUGCCUGAUUGAGUCAUCAAUCCCUGAUGAGAGUCUCAAAUAUGUGAAGUUCAAUGGCUCCUUGGUCACUUUUGAAGCCAUUGAGUAUAACGCUAAGAUCGAAUUCUAUUGGGCUCCGUUGCUGGUUGAAUCGAACUGUGAUGAUCCAUCGUACCAUCGCGUGGAGGACCGCAUCGUGAGAGUAGACUCCAUAGAGAAGCAUGCAAGGCAUUGGAAAGAUGCAGACGUGCUCGUGUUUAAUUCUUACAUAUGGUGGCGAUGGCUGAAAAUGAAGGUUCUGCGGGGAUCAUUUGAAAGCGCAAAUGCAACUUACGAAGAAUUGGGAAUGCUGCAUACCUUCGAAUUGACUCUAAAGACGUGGUCAGAUUGGCUCGAUACUCAUGUCAAUCGCACCAAGACCAGAGCUUUCUUCGUCAGCAUGUCGCCUACUCAUAGCAGGGCCGAAGAGUGGGGAGGGAGGAAUGGUGAGAACUGCUAUAACGAAACUGAGCCGAUUUCGAAUCCUGCAUAUUGGGGGAUGGACUCAGAUCCCGAUAUGAUGAGAUUGGUUGAAGCCGCGGUCCAUAAACUGAGCAGGCGAGGCGUAAACAUAGAAAUGCUGAACAUAACACAACUUUCCGAGUAUCGGAAGGAUGGCCAUUCAUCAAUCUACAGAAAGCACUGGGAUCCUCUCACCAAAGAAGAAUUAGUGAACCCAGGUAGCUAUGCUGAUUGCCUACACUGGUGCCUUCCUGGAGUCCCUGAUGUUUGGAAUCAGCUUUUGUAUGUAUACCUUCUUUAUUUGUGACUUGUCACGUACGUACAGCAUAUACAAAACAAUUAUACUUCACAAAUUUUCUAUUUUGGACCGUUCUGUUGAGAACAAAUAGUUGAUUCAAUCAUACAAUUAUAUGUAUCGCCACAUUUGGUUUCUGAA
This is a messenger RNA of Ipomoea nil (Japanese morning glory), 1487 nucleotides long. RefSeq names its product protein trichome birefringence-like 34. The transcript has 5 exons. Gene Ontology annotation, cellular component: Golgi apparatus. The record is from RefSeq and is a predicted model, not a curated record. Gene Ontology annotation, molecular function: O-acetyltransferase activity. NCBI's taxonomy places the organism in Eukaryota, Viridiplantae, Streptophyta, Magnoliopsida, Solanales, Convolvulaceae. Bases 150 to 1358 code for a protein of 402 amino acids.